Molecule: messenger RNA, 2518 nt
Organism: Apus apus (common swift)
Lineage: Eukaryota; Metazoa; Chordata; Aves; Apodiformes; Apodidae
Gene: C20H1orf167
Product: chromosome 20 C1orf167 homolog
Exons: 14
Coding region: 12-2222 (736 amino acids)
Source: RefSeq, a predicted model, not a curated record
UUGAGCAGAAGAUGCUUUACAGGUUCAACCUGGACCGUCUCAGAGCAGCAUCACUGAGGAAAUAUUUCCAGCAGUGGGUUCAGAUGCUGCAGGUCAGAGAAGGUGAUAAGCAGGCAAUGGUGAACUUCUUCCUACGAUGGAGGCAGCAUUGUGGAGCAGCUGUAAGCUCAGUAGCUGACAAGACUGCAACAAAGAGGCAUGGAGAUCAGCCAUUGUGGACUGUAGAGAGACUGUUUCCUCAGAAAGCAGGCUACUCUCUUGAUGACCUCUGCCAGAAGAUGAAGCUCCAGAGAGUCUAUCUGCUGUGGGUGACAAGGCAAAGGGAGCAUCACAGAGCUGGUUCUUUCUCUCAGGCUUUAGAGCAGUGUAAACUCAGAAAAGCUCUGAAAAUAUGGCACCAAAAGUGUCUCAGACUGAAGACAAUUGAACAGGGGCCAAAGCGCUUGCACGGGACUGUCUUUGAAGAACCUCUUGCCAUGCUGUUUUCUGAGGACUUCUCAACAUCUUCGGGCUUUGACAGCAGUGCUCCAGCUACUCUGGCCUCUCAAAGCUCAUUGGAAAAGGAAUACAGUUUUAGUGACAGCAGCCAGCAGAGCUUCUCCUCUGUUCUGCCUACUGAGGAUGUCACUCACAUGCCAUACUACAGUUCUUGCCUGCAGCUACACCAGUGUGCAGAGCUGCCAUCUGAGCAGGCCUCCUUUCCUCCACGGAGUACUGGAUCUGGAGGAAAUUGGUUUGAGGGAGGUCAGUUCCAGUCUUUGGUACUGCAGAGUCCAGACAAUAGUGUGCAGUCUCUCAUCAGUUACUCUCUGUGGGAAGAGGACUGCAGUUCUGACAAGGAAGUGAAGAGUUGCUGGCACCAAGCAGAGAAAUGCUGUCUGCAGAGGUACUUCAUUAUUUGGUCUGCUCAGACUCAGCAACUUGUCAAGGCCCAGCAGCACUGCAGGCUCACUCAGCUGUCUCGGGUUUUUCUCAGCUGGCAUCACUGGGUUGUGGAAAAUAAGAAUCGAAAAGCAGCAGCAGCCCUAAAACAUGGAGUUCAUUGCUGCCAGGUGGCUUUCAGCCUGUGGAAGAAGAGACUGGCCCAGAAGGUGGAGGCUGACAGGAGAUUCAGGUGUCACAUUCACCAGAUGACUGCUGAUGCUCUGUGGCAUUGGCAUUCCUGCUGGCAAAGGAAGUGUGCUGAGAGAGACCUGCAGCAGCAAUGGGCUCAGCACAGCUGCCAGCAAAAGAAGAGGCUGGUCCUGCAGACAUGGUACUGCCAAACAGGAAAGCAGAAAUAUGCUGCUUUAUUCUGGGAACGUCUUCUCCUGCACAGGUGCCUAGUGGCCUGGGCCCAGAUCACUGCCGGUAGACUGAGGCAGCAUGAAGCCCUCUCUCAUUUUAAAAGGCUCAGGGAACACCAUCUCUUGGUUGUGAGCUUCACUGAGUGGAGGGUGAAGUUCUUGAGAGCUGAACAGAGGGUGCUGAGAGAGAGAAACCUCAAGUGUCAGGGACCCUCCUGGGGUAGAGCCUGUCACCGCUGGCGGUUGGCCUCAAGACAGCAAGCCCUACACCUAGGGUCUGUGGCUACUGUAAAACAGGCCUGCAACUACUGGACAAAAGCAGCUGCCUUUUCCCAGUGCUCACGGCAGUGCAGUACCCUGAUAGGUGUGAGGAAGAGGAGGAAGAUGUCUCUAGCUUGGUCCUUGAAAAGCAGAAGAGGCAGAGAAAAGGGUUCAGCACCAGCUGCCUCUCUUGAGCUGUUCUCCAGUGCCAUUCACCGCUGGCUCGUGAUCUACAGAAGCCAAAACGUGGCUGAAAGGCCCCCUCACCUGGCAGAGAGACCUGCUGUGGUGGGACUCUCUCCUGCAGAUGCAAGGAUCCAGGAGAACAAGGCAGAGGUGGAUGUGGAGUGGGAUGAGAAGUGGCUUGGGAGGAAGUAUCUGAGAUGGUGGCAUCGAACCGUGAUCCUUCGCCAGUGCCAGCGUGUCAGGAGGCUGCGCUGCCUGGCAAGGGGGUGGCAUCGGUGGCAAGAAGCCAGCAGGGUGGUGACAGUGGCUCAGGAGUUGGCCCAGCAGCAGCUGAUAGAAAAGGCCUGGAGGGUGUGGAGACGACGAUACUUGCAAACCCGUGUGGUGCAGAAUUUUUUGGAGGAAGAAGCCAGAAGCCUGCUGUCUCAGGCCUUUGGAAGGUGGCGCCAGCUAACAGCAUUCCAGCUCAAGGACAAAGGAGGCUGCUGAAUGGUGGGGGCCUGCCUGCAGCUGCUGCUCAUUUCAGGAUACUGGAGGAUGCUGUCACAACAAAGACCUGGUCCUGCACAAGCAAGAAAGCUAAUGCUAUGCUCAUGUGAUAAAAGCAGUGCUUUUAUCUGGAAAGCACCGGAUAGCACCACAGCCAAAGGACAACCAGGAAGAGAUGGUACCUGUGAAAAUUCCUCCUUUAAAGGACUGGUAUCCUAUCUUCUUAGAGGCACCAAUUUGAGAAGUCGUUCUCUUCUGUUGUGAGGUUGCCUUCCCUUUUCCCCAUGACCCUACUU